GUGUCAGCCAAGCUCGUAGUCGUCUCACACCUGCCCGACGAUGCAGCCGCCUGAUGCACACGCGGCCUCCACUCUCCGCGCGGCCUUCUCUCGAGUCUCGACACAACCUUCUCACUUUCUCAGUAGCCGCUGCGCACCGCACUCGCACGCCACCCUGCCGCCCUGCCUUGCCCAACCCUGCCGCAGUGCCGCAUCCAAAUCCAACUCCCACGGGGUAUGGAUCCUGAUCAGGUCGCCGACGCCGGGGUCCAGCACGACGACCUCGGCGGCAGCGCCACAUCCGCAAACGGGUGCUUUGACGGUGGCAGUGACGACGGCUGGGGGCGCGCGUUGCUCCGGCUGGGAUGGGACCUGUCCAGGAAGGCCGUCAUCGCUGGCGUGGCGGCCACGGCCGCGCCCGUCGUGGCCCCGCCACUGCUUGUCCUGUCCCUCGCCGGCCUCGCGCUGUCCUUGCCCUUCGCCGCCUACCUGGCCAGCCUCGCCGCCACCGACCGUCUUAUGGGCGCGCUCCUGCCGGCGCCUCGUACUACCCAGCCGUACUGCGGCUGCGACCUCGAAGACGAUGAAUUCUUGGAUCCAUCUGAAGCGCCGGGCGCCGAGGCCACUGCACUCGACCACUGGCGCGACACGGAGGACGACGCCAUCAUGGAGGAAAACGAGAGCUUUGUGCCGUUGCCGCUGUCACGACAACCUCGAUUCUCCGAAGAGCCGAUAACAUCAUCGUCGACAGACGUGGAGGAUAAGAUGGCUGAAGGUGAGUCUCUUUCCCGAGGAUUGGGCCACGAGUCACUAGUGUUGGACAAUAAGGAAGGCACAAUCAUGGAGGACACCGAGUACAUUACCAUGGAGGCACCGCCGAGAGGCUCCGAUGUUUUCGGAUCAGCAGUGCCUGUGUUGCGUGGUGAAGACGAUAUGGUUCAGAGAGCGGUAGAAGCUCCUCUUACAGCCAAGGAAUCAGUCCAAGAAUUAUCUGUAUCAGACAGUGAGGAUAGAACACAGGACGACAAGUGCAAAGAUGCGGAGUCUUCCAAGGAGAUUCUGUCACUGAGCGUCGACAUCACUGAAUCAAGUGACUUCCCGGUGCCGGGCAAUGAAGGUAUUGUGGUUCAGAGGGGAAAUGGUGAAACAAUUUCUGUCCGAAAAUCAGGCCAAGAUUCUCAUUCAACAGAGAUUGGGGAUGAAAUGGAGGGCCACAAAACCGAAGAAGAGAUACCACUGCACGACGCUAAUGUUUCAGAAUCGUCGGUGCUGGAUGAUACAGUGCUGGAGGAGAGGAAGAUAGAAGGUGAUGUAACAGUGGGGAUGGCCGUGAAAGAAGUGACCAUUUACACGGAUCCUUGUACAGGGGAGGUGGCUGGUGAUCAAGUAGAUUCCAUUGCCAUUGCCCUACCUGCUGAAAGCGAGUUGAUGCAAGCCAGCAAUGUUGACGAUGUUAUCAACGCUGCUUUAACAGAAGGCAUUGUGCUGGAUAUUGGUGAUACUAGUACAGAGGGCACGGAGCACUACGGUGAGGGAGGUGUUUCUACUGCCGUCUCGGUGGUGACCGUGGACGAUGUUGCAGAGACAGUUUCCAGUAGGAGUCCAGCAGUCUCAGUCAUCGGCGAUGACAUGACUAGUGUCAAGAGUAGGCCAGAUGCUGACAGCUCCGAUCAAACAACUGGCUACGACGCGCUAAGGAGCAAGGAAUUUCGGGAGAAAGAGGUAAUAGAGGACAAGUGUGUGAAAACAGAGGAGAGCAAAACCGUGCCUACAGAGAGCACGUCACCACCACGGAUCAUUCAAGUUUCUAGAUCGCCAGCGCCAGACGGUCAGAGCAGGGUAGAAGACGAAGCAGCCGUGGGGUCGGUGCUGGAAGGAGCGGCGAAUAACACCGACGAUCUUGCCACACCACGCGCGGUGGUGGUUGCUUUGCAAUCGAGCAUUUCUGCUGGUGAAAGCGAGCCGCCGUCGGCGAGUGACCGUGUUGAGUACAAGCCGGCGAACGAAGGAUUUAGGAGGAAUGCGAUAGCUGAGGACACGGACAACUACACGGAGGAACAGAUGAGGGAGCAGCUUGAUGCCCUAAGAACAAUAACCGGGUACCGUCCCACGCCGUCUUUGACUCUGGAAGCCGAGCUCGUGGGUCUCUAUGUAUUCGUGGGCGUGGAACCCCCUGUCGGCUCCGGCUCCAGGGAAGACUCCGACCUGAGUGAUCUCAGCGCAAAACUCAGGCUCCUGAAAUCGAUCAUAGGCGUGGAGUAAAGAUCUGAAGCGGGAACUGAUUUACCAGGAGUUCUGUGCUUGUGUAUAAUGCAUAAGGUUCAGCGGUCCAGGGUUCAUCCCGCACGUGAGCUUUGUUACGCUCUGCUGGUUUUAAUCUCAAAAUCCAUCCAUGUGGACUAGAGUGGAUUGAGGAUGUUUAAAUUCCUAGCAACUCAAAAAUCUCUCCUGCUCCCUCUCAAUCCCCUUUGACCUUCAUGGUGGGACGACAGGUAGCUGUGAACUACGUAUCCUACUCUAUAUUUUUGUGUGGAAAAGACGUUAACGAACGUGCUGUAUAUGGCCUACUUCGCACUAGUGAUGCGAACAAGGGAUGGCCAUUUGUGAUCCGUCACUAAA
Messenger RNA from Zea mays, 2598 nucleotides. RefSeq lists its product as uncharacterized. Lineage: Eukaryota; Viridiplantae; Streptophyta; Magnoliopsida; Poales; Poaceae. Bases 217 to 2241 code for a protein of 674 amino acids. The transcript has 3 exons. The record is from RefSeq and is a predicted model, not a curated record.